GUCACGAAAAAAACAAAUGUCAUUGACCGACUAUCACACGUAGGGUUUCUGAUUGGAUUAUGUGUUAAAAAUCGGUUUUUGUAUUAAUUUCGUUAGCAAUAAGAUCAUAAUUAGUCACCAAGAUGUGGCUAGAUGAAGCGGACGGCUUUGCCGAAAUAUUCAAGGGUUAUUUACCGUAUUACCUCUUAGUGGCUUUACCAAUUUUUAUCAUUAUGUCUCCAGUGAAUCCUGUAGCUGCUUCUCACGAAUUUUCGGUGUACAGGAUGCAACAAUACGAUCUUCAUACAAUACCACAUGGAUGCCGCAGUGCCAGCUUCAACCUGGAAGGUCGUUCCUUGACUUCGUGGAGCACAUCUCGCCAUUGUGUGGUGGCUCGGGUGCAGGACAUCACAGUGGAACAGUUCAUGGAGAUCCGGAGCAAGGCGGGAGCGUUGCUACUUGUUAUGCCAAAGAAUGACACUGUCUUGACUCUGGAGGAAAAAGAACAUAUCCAACUUCUAGAGAUGGCGAUGGUCCAGAACGAGGUCAAUGCCCCCGUGUACUUUGCGCAGUGGACCCCAGACUUCGAGGACAUCAUCAAAGACUUGCAGCACAGUUUCAUCACGGACGACAAGUCUGGCACGGCACUUGAAGCCAUGUUUAACAGUGUGUCUUCUAAUGGAUAUCAAAUUGUGGUAUCAUCAACCGUCCCCCAGAAGUUGGAGUCGAAGCCGGUGACGCUGCACGGGAAGCUGGUCGGGCGCUCGGGCUCCUCGCAAACAAUCGUGAUAGCCGCACAUUAUGAUGCGUCCGCCGUUGCUCCAGAGCUAUCUCACGGCGCAGACUCUAACGCAUCAGGUGCAGUCGCGGUAUUAGAACUAGCUCGUAUAUUCUCCCGGCUUUACUCGACGGCGGGGAUGAGGGGGGCGCCUACGCUGCUGUUUGUGCUGACCUCUGCCGGACAUUCUCUGAACUACUUCGCUGCCAAGAAAUGGCUCGAGGAGCAACUGGAUUCUUCUGACGCAUCAUUGUUACAGGACGUGUCGUUCGUGAUGUGUCUGGACGCAAUAUCGUCGUCGCCACAGCUCACUAUGCACGUGUCCAAACCGCCUAAACCCGGAGGCGCCGCGCACUCUAUCAAGUCAAGAUUACGAGUUGCUAUCAACCAUAAGAAGAUAAACUUGGCCGAUGAAACAUUGGCCUGGCAACACGAGAGAUUCAGUAUUAGAAGGAUGACCGCAUUUACACUCAGCUCGCUACAGAGCCACAAGGAGCCCUCACGCAGUUCAAUACUAGACACUCCAUCGGACGUAUCCCUUACUCACCUCGCACGCAACAUCGCUGUGAUCGGGCGCGCGCUCGCCUCACACGUGUACAACCUCACGGAUGAGCUAGGCGACGAUAUGGCGCUGUAUGAUGACGUCACGGCGGUGGAUGAAGCGUUCGUGAAACAUUGGUACAAAUUUUUAUCAGCGCAGUCGAGAUCGCCCCAAAUAAUUACUACCACUUCACCUAAUGCUGGGUUAACAGGAGCCCUAGAGCGGGCUUUAUCAAGAUAUAUGGAGGUGACAGUAAGCACACAUGCAGUGGACAAGCGUGAGCCGGAAUAUACGCUCUAUGGCGGCACCAGGGCUAUGCUCUACGUCUAUAGUGUGAAGCCAGCAGUGUUCGAUCUCAUACUGACGCUGGCCAUCCUCGCUUACCUCACAGUCGUGUACUUCGCUAUACAAAUAUUCCCCAGAUUUUACGAAGAAUACGCCAAAAUCAUCACGGGGAAGGUCAAAGUCAACUAGUAGUAAGUAGCGGUAGUAGAGUUAGUAUUGUCUUAUACUAGAAAAGUGCGCGUUUUUAAAAUAAAAUAGAAGAUGAAAAGUGCAAGAUGACACAAAAAUAUAAUUAAAAAAAAAAAAUUCGAUCAAUUAAUUUUGUAAAUACUUUUUUUUUAAGACUACUGUCCAAUUACUUUUAGUAUGAGAACAAUUUAUUGUACAAACUGUACAUUAUUUAAUUUUAAUGUGAAUUCUUUACAUGUUUGCACUACGGUGUGCAAAACAAAUUAGGUACAACAAUUAGGCCCCGUUUGCAUUUAGAUUAGUGAUAAGUGCGAGUGUUAAAUCAUAGAUACAUAGUGUUUAAUAUGUACUGCAAGUGGAAAGUGAUUAGUAUGUAGAAGUAUUUUUGAGUUUAGAAGUCGUUAGUUCUAUUUUUUCCUCCCGCGCCCCUCACCUUCCCCCUCACCUUGCCAAGGGUGGAACUUAACGGCUCCAGAUAACAGUCACAAACAUGAACCUAACACUUGACACUUUAUCAGUAAAAUAUUUGACAUACACACCGCACUAGACACUAAAUAGAAUCCAAACCGCUAGCUCGGCUAAUACAGGGGUGACUUUUUAUACAUUGGCAAUAUUCUAUCUACAUACUCAGUCCAUGAUUCUAAACAACUUUUAGUAUGGGAGUAAAUCCGAAAUCGCGAAAAAAAACUCUGUUGUUCUAUACAAGAUUAGAUACCUAAGUUGUGGAAAAUCUGGAGCUGUUUUUUUUUGCGAUUUCAAGGUUUCUUCCAUACGAAAAGUUGUUCAGUACCGUCGACUGAGCAUGUAGAUAAAAUAAUGGCAAUAUAUAAGAAAUCAACUCGUAUAUACACAAAAAAGAGCGUUCAAAGAAAUGUGCACUCUAUACUUUAUUGAUAACUCUACGUAUUUAAAAGAAAAACCAAAUGAACUAGUAAAAACAUAUUGGUGAUGGCUUUUAAUUAAAUCGGUGUUUUUGGUGCAAAAUAAUUGGUUUUAUUAGCCGAUAACAUUAUUCGAACACAGUUUAUGAGAAACUGUGAAUUUCGUCUCAUUUUUUCAAUUAACAUGUUAUGAAAUCACUUCUACUUCAAAUGAGGGCACAAAUAGCUCCCUAAUAUAAUGAAAAAAAAAAUUAGUGAUUGAAAGCUAUUCCAAAAGAAUUAUAUAGGUACAUCUUGAUGAUUUUUUUAUAUAGAUUGAAAUUUACGCUAAAUAUCAAAAGCAAGAAAUGUACAGUUGAAAAAUAAUUAAUUUAUUGAAGAAAUAACAUAAUGGAAUUAUUAUUCUAAGUAUUAUUUAGUUUACAUGGAUCGUCAUGUCGAAUACCAGUACAAUUUUAAUAAUCGUCGACGUACGAUUUCGAUCGUUAACUCUUUCGAAAUAAGGCACGUUUUGUCAUAGCAAGUAUCAAAGUUUUAUUUGUAAAUACAUUUUGUUUUGGGAGUGUUACCUACUCUAAGUCAAGGGAAUAAAUAUUAGUUUCCCAUGCAAGCUUAUAUAUACAGUUUAAUAUUCCGUCGUCCUAAUGCAUAGUUCCUUGCUAAAAGAUGAAGUUACAUAUUUCCAUAUAUGUAAAUGUUAUAUGUUUCGUUAUGUAUUUUAGUUACAACGAUGCCCGCUUUAGUCAUUUCUGAAAUAAUAAUAUUAAGUGUUUAAUUAUGUCAUUCUGACACUUGAGCCUGUUGUUUUAAGGUUGAUAUUUGUUUGUGUGCGUGGAAAUCCGAUUUAAAUAUUUCUUUUCUAUGUAUCCCAAUUAAUAUUAUAAAUUCGAAAGCAGAUUUUUGUUUGUCACGCUUUAUCUGCUCGUGGCCGAGUUAUUGAAAUUUUGCAUAUAUAUUAUGUGCUUAAGAGUACAUAGGGUAUCCAUUUUCAUUAAUAAAAAACGAUGUGUUCCUGUGGGAAUUCACGCGGGCGAGACCCCGAGCAAAAGCUAGUAAUUAAUAUAAAACAAUUCUGUAAAUGAGAUCUUCACUUUCACUAUUUAUCCUCAAUUUUGAGCGGAAAUUCCGCGACACGUUGGCGUAUCAAUUUGUAAGUUUUAAAAUUGUGUUGACAUCGAUACCUUUGUGAUGUUUUAUCACUGUGCAAUUCUCAACAAUUUUCUUCAAUUGCCUGUCAAAAUAUUUUUUUUUUACACACAAAUUAAGAAAGUCGUCGACAGAGAAAACUAAUGUACGUCAUCUUUCGUUUCGUUCAUAUAAGCGCUUAUAUCUUUUAUCCCUUACUGCGUGCCCAGUUUUGCACGCACGCACUUUGUAUGAAAUGGGCCGGUAAGUUAUGGAAAUCUUCUAUCUCAUUUGGCUACGCUAGCUCGUUGUUUUUAAUUUUCUCUGUCUUUGACACAAGUGAUAGUGAUAAGGUUCCGCGCCACGAAAGUUCCGCGGGAUUUUGUAGAAUUAUACAUAACAGACCGGCUACGUUGUUGUAUGGAACUGCAUUCGUGUCGCGGUCUUUAAUUUAUUAAAUAUUUUAACGGUACCACGCUUGUUGUGUUGCUUUAGUUUAACUUCAUAAGGUUACGAAUCAUUUUUUAGGUCGGUGGCAUUUGCGAGGUUCCAAAUCGUAGCUUAUUAUGAAGAGUGGACGAGACAGGUUAUUAGUAUAACCUGAAAAAUUCAUAGAAUCAGAGUAUAUUUUCUUUUUUUUAACUUAACUAUAUUUUUUUUAACUAUCAUCAAAAGUUAGGCUAAAACUGUAAGUAAAAAAGAAGGGUUCCAAGAAGGCUGGCAGCAUUGCCCCUCUGCACUUCAAUAGUAAUCCUCUGUGCAAGGAAACUUGGAUCGCCCGUUACUUCGCGCAGGCGUGCUGAAAUCUCACUCAUAAAUGUCUUGAGAAUUUUAUUAUUAUAUAUUAGCUUAUUCAUAGAUCAGUUUUUUGUAUAUUGAAUAUGAAUCGAAUUUGAUAAAAUUGAAAACCUGUCUCGUCCACGAAGAGUAAUUAGUUCUAUAUUAUUUUUUAAAUUGUUGAAUGGUUUUAUUUGCGCAGGUAACUUAGCUUUAUGAUUAAUAUGAGAAACAAAUAUUUAAUCAUCAUCUCGGCCACAAGAUGUCCACUGCUGGACAUAGCCCUCUCCCAAAGACUGUUAAUAUGUAAUAUGUUUAAUUUUUGUUGGAAACAAUUUUGUAAGUAUAAUUUUCUUAAAAGUUUGUUCCGCGAUAAGUUUCAUUCUCUUUUAGAAAAGUUAAGUUUAGUAAAGUUAAGUUAUCUGCGGGUUUGUGUUAUCCAGAACAAAAUAGUGUCAACAAUGCUGUAAGAGAAAAUUGUGAACUUAGCAUGGAAUUGAAAAUAAACCUUUGUUUUUAAA
Messenger RNA from Plodia interpunctella (Indianmeal moth), 5076 nucleotides. RefSeq lists its product as uncharacterized. Lineage: Eukaryota; Metazoa; Arthropoda; Insecta; Lepidoptera; Pyralidae. The transcript is spliced from 10 exons. The coding region runs from base 123 to 1772 and encodes 549 amino acids. The record is from RefSeq and is a predicted model, not a curated record. Gene Ontology annotation, cellular component: endoplasmic reticulum membrane. Gene Ontology annotation, biological process: regulation of signal transduction.